GGGUUGACGUGCUUGUUUACCAAGCUUGACGAUCUGAGUCCAAAAUAGGAUGUAAGCACAGUUUGUUUCAUGCCGACAGGGGCCCCUGUUCAUCUCAAGCAAUGUUUAACUAAAGCAGUACCUUACGAAGAACUCGAACUAUUUCUUCAGUGUUAUGUUGACAGGUUGAUCAUAGGGCAUCGAAAAUGGAAAAAAACCGUCGAUCCGACCAAAGAGAAUCCCAUCAAUUCUCAAUGAAAAUAGAUCAUGGAUUUACACCUACGAUGAAGGAAUAUUUAGACGAGUCCGAUGACGUGGAAGAAGCACCCAAUCUCAGUUGCCGACUCAGUGUAUAUGAACGCCCCAGGAAACAAUCGGCUUCUACAGAGGCAGCCCAGUUGGACGUUAGUCUCCUGUCACCUAAUACUAUAGCGCUGGACUUCCAGAGAGUGAAAAUUACAGGCCACGAUAUUUCGGGAGUGCCAUUCGAGGAGUUUUUCUCGGCCUCUACUGCGCUCAUCAACGCGCUUAAAAUUCGGAUGAAAUAUUGUAAAGCUGUUUAUCACUCGUUUCCCAAGGUGACAGAAAGCAUUAUCACAGGCACGGUGAGUCUUGGCUCGUAUGAAACGCCUGCGCUCAAGUUCGAACGGGAAUACGUUCACACAAUACAGCAGAAACCAACUGACCCGUUUUCAUUUCCAAUGACUAUGGGGUCUGUGAACUGCACGAUACGCAUGCGAAACGGUAUCGUUGGGGUCCUCACAUCUCCUACUGAAUCGGCGAGCAAAUUCGAGUACACAAGCCUCUCGGAGUAUGUGCAAGACCUAAACACUAUGUGCUCCAUGAUCUCGGAUGGGCCGUUGAAGUCGUUCUGCUACCGGCGACUGCAGUAUUUGACCAACAAGUUUGCUAUCCAUCUUCCGCUAAAUGAACGAAAAGAGCUCCAGGCGCAGAAGUGUGUAUCCCAUCGGGACUUCUACAACACGCACAAGGUCGACACUCACAUUCAUGCUGCGUCAUGUAUGAAUCAGAAGCGUUUGCUCCGAUUCAUCAAAAAUAAACUCAGGACCGAUGGCAACAAGAUCGUAUUCAAGGAUCCAGAUAAGGGAGAACUAACAUUGCAACAAGUGUUCGACAGGUUGAACUUAACUGCUUAUGAUCUCAGUGUUGAUACUUUGGACAUGCACGCUGAUAAAAAUACGUUUCAUCGUUUUGAUAAGUUCAACGAUAGAUACAAUCCCAUUGGAGAGUCGCGUCUUCGAGAAAUAUUCCUCAAGACGGAUAACUAUAUGGGCGGAAAGUACUUCGCCGAAAUUAUCAAAGAGGUGAUGGUUGAGCUCGAGGAUAGCAAAUAUCAGAACGCAGAACUACGACUAUCUGUGUACGGGCGCUCGAACAAGGAAUGGGACAAUUUGGCCAGAUGGGCCAUUCAGCACCAAGUGUACUCCGAUCAUGUGCGAUGGCUUAUACAAAUACCUCGUCUCUACGAUAUAUUUAAGGCAAAUAAAAACAUCGAUAAUUUCGAGCAGCUUCUCGGAAACUUCUUUUUGCCAUUGUUUGAAGUAACGAACGAUCCUAACACUCACCCAGAUUUGUACCAGUUCCUUCAUUACGUGACCGGUUUUGAUUCUGUCGACGACGAAUCGAAGCAUGAGGAUCCCAUGAUCGAUAAAGAUGUACCGGUGCCGUCGUUGUGGACCGGCGAUGACAAUCCGCCCUAUGUUUACUACAUGUACUAUUUGUACGCGAAUCUGACCGUUCUGAACCAGUUUCGAAAAUCUCGCGGGCUAAACAUUUUCACAUUGCGCCCUCACUGUGGCGAAGCUGGGCCUAUACAACACCUCGUUGCAGGCUUCCUGCUCACAGAAAGCAUUAACCAUGGCUUACUUCUUCGAAAGGUGCCUGUGCUACAGUAUCUAUUCUAUUUGGCGCAGAUAGGUAUCGCCAUGUCUCCGUUAUCGAACAAUUCACUCUUUUUAAAUUAUCAUCGAAAUCCCCUUAUCGAAUACUUGAGUCGUGGAUUAUGUGUUUCGCUAUCGACGGAUGAUCCACUUCAGUUCCACUUCACCCGGGAACCACUCAUGGAGGAAUACUCUAUUGCUGCACAAGUUUGGAAAUUAAACGGUGUGGACAUGUGCGAGCUGGCGCGAAACAGCGUGCUGAUGAGCGGUUUUCCGGUUUCGGUGAAGAAGAAUUGGCUUGGUUCUGGCUAUGAGAAGGAAGGUGUCGAAGGCAACGAUGUUCGAAAGACCAAUGUACCAGAUAUUCGAGUUGCCUACCGGUUCGAGACGCUCGUUGCUGAGUUAGAAAUGCUAGCGUCAAUACUCGAUAAGAGAUCAAAAUCAACUUCAUGACAAUCUCGUAUCUGGCCUGUGCAACAUCCGUUUCCUUUUGCGCGGGACUUUUUUGACAGUCCACGCCGUUACACAUACAUACCUCGUCGGUGUUACUUCAUAAGCCGCUAUGUGUUCCAUAUAAUCUUAUUGGUUGGUCUCCACUGGCGUCAUUUGGCCCGCGAUGGAUUGACGCUGAUGUUUACCGCGAAAAAAGGACCCUUUCUUAUGCAUGCUAUAGCAUAAGUAGCGAUGACGUUUCCUUCGAAAAGCAACUUCGUUCCUCUUGAGAUACAGCAAAUGAUUGCAGAAGCACAAGACGCACUAUGAACACACGUAAAAAAACACAUUAGAUAAACUGUAAAUAGCUGGAGUGAAGCGAUAAAUAUAUUCUACAUAUAUUGCUCAGUGAGUACGUGCGUGUAAUGCAGUAGUAGCUGAUAACACGGAGGUAUUAAAUAAGCUGUUAAUAAAUAUGCUUGGAUCAGACUGGAGACUUUGGCACAUUCUUCUUAUCGGUUGUCGCAGUCGAAUGUUUUCGCGGAUUGAGAUGAACAUGUGUUGAAGUUAUAAUAGAUGUCAACUCGUGUGUCAUGUACCAGAUCCUCUAUCUAGCCUUGAACUAACCUAAAUGGAGAGUAUUGAACAAAUUCAACGAAAAAAAAUGUGGCUUUAUGGUGCUGUCCUAACUUUGAUUGGGUUAAAUAUACUGUGAGAGUAAAUCUCACUAUUUUAAGGUAUAAUAAGAAGUUCCUAUGGUAAUCGGGUCAGAUCUUGUCCACUAAACUUUAAUUAUUCAAACUCCUUUUACCAUGAUUGGCUGGCUCUCGCCCCAUAACUUGAGUAUUCUGAAGUCUUUUUGG
This is a messenger RNA of Varroa destructor (honeybee mite), 3175 nucleotides long. Its product is annotated as AMP deaminase 2-like. The record is from RefSeq and is a predicted model, not a curated record. Gene Ontology annotation, molecular function: AMP deaminase activity. Gene Ontology annotation, cellular component: cytosol. Gene Ontology annotation, biological process: IMP salvage; AMP metabolic process. NCBI's taxonomy places the organism in Eukaryota, Metazoa, Arthropoda, Arachnida, Mesostigmata, Varroidae.